GGGGAGGCGGGGCGUCAGCAGGCCGCGGCUUUGUGCCCGAUGGAGUUCCCCGAGCACAGCCGGCAGCUGCUGCGGGGGCUGCGCGAGCAGCGCUCCCGGGGGAUCCUGUGCGACUGCACGGUGCUGGUGGGCACCGCGCCCUUCCCCGCGCACCGCGCCGUGCUGGCCGCCUGCAGCUCCUUCUUCCACCUGUGCUACGCCGAGCCGGGCGGCGCGGGAGGCGCCCGGGGCGCCGUGGUGGCCCUGAACAGCGACAUCGUCACCGCUCCGGCCUUCGCGCUGCUGCUGGAGUUCAUGUACGAGGGGCGGCUGGCGCUGGCGGCGCCGCUGGAGGACGUGCUGGCCGCCGCCUCCUACCUGCACAUGAACGACGUGGUCAAGCUGUGCAAGAAGAAGCUGCAGGCGCGGGGCCCCGCCGAGGCCGACAGCACCAAGCGGGAGGAAGAGGAGGAGGAGGAGGACGCGCCCAGCCCGCCCCCGCCGCAGCCCCCGCCGCAGCCCCCGCAGCUCCUCCCCGAGGACGCGCCGGAGCCGCCGCUGGUGGACGCGGCCGACACGACCCAGCGGGGGGGGGUCGGGGCAGAGCGACCCCGCCCCAGCCCCAGCAGCUCCAGCGAGGCCGCCGCGGGCCCGGAGCCGCCGCCGCUGCCGCUCCCCCGCUCCGUCCGCGGGCGGGGGUCCCUGGCCGCGCCCCCGUCCCCAUCAAGCCCCAGCCCGAAGCGGCGCAAUUUGGGAGGGGCGGCGCUGGGCCCGGCGGCGCUGGGGGCUGCGGGAGCCGCUGUUCCUGGCGCCGCUGGAGCCCCGCGGGAGCUUCGGGCUGUUCGCCGAGGAGGCCCCGACGUGUCCGACGUGCGGGGAAAACGUUCUCGUGCUCGGACACGCUGCGGCGCCACGCCACCGCACACCCGCGAGCGGCCCUUACGAGUGCCGCCACUGCCUGCGCCGUACACGCAGUCCGGGGACCUGUACCGGCACGUCCGCAAGGCGCACAGCCACGGCGGGGCCCCGCCCGCGGCCACCGCGACCCCGCCCGCGAACGGCGACAACCCGCCCUGA
Molecule: messenger RNA, 1056 nt
Organism: Camarhynchus parvulus
Lineage: Eukaryota; Metazoa; Chordata; Aves; Passeriformes; Thraupidae
Gene: ZBTB3
Product: zinc finger and BTB domain containing 3
Exons: 3
Coding region: 40-1056 (338 amino acids)
Biological process (GO): regulation of transcription by RNA polymerase II
Cellular component (GO): nucleus
Molecular function (GO): RNA polymerase II cis-regulatory region sequence-specific DNA binding; protein binding; DNA-binding transcription factor activity, RNA polymerase II-specific
Source: RefSeq, a predicted model, not a curated record